Molecule: messenger RNA, 1774 nt
Organism: Benincasa hispida (wax gourd)
Lineage: Eukaryota; Viridiplantae; Streptophyta; Magnoliopsida; Cucurbitales; Cucurbitaceae
Gene: MAB1
Product: Transketolase family protein
Biological process (GO): pyruvate decarboxylation to acetyl-CoA
Cellular component (GO): pyruvate dehydrogenase complex
Molecular function (GO): pyruvate dehydrogenase (acetyl-transferring) activity
Source: RefSeq, a predicted model, not a curated record
UAGAAAUUAAGAAAAAGAAAAAAAAGAAAUAUUAUUAAUUUUAGGAGAGUUUGGUAAGGUGGUGGUGUCCUGCCGUCUUCAAACCCCUCCAUUUCCCCAAAUCUCCCGUCUGAUCGGAUCCAUCCCUUUGCAGCGAUCUAACUCCAUAAACGCCGGUCAGAGCAGCCUUUCGCUCGAGAAAAAUGUGGGGGAUCGUUCGGCAAAAGGUUGGCACUGGAGCCUCAUCUAUUCUGGCUUUGCAGAGGCUUCGCCCAGCCGCCUCGGCAUCGAGAUACUAUUCAUCGGCGGCAAAAGAGAUGACUGUGAGAGAUGCUCUAAACUCUGCACUUGAUGAAGAAAUGUCCGCUGAUCCUAAAGUUUUUUUGAUGGGUGAAGAGGUUGGAGAAUAUCAGGGUGCCUAUAAGAUAACCAAAGGGCUUUUGGAGAAAUAUGGUCCCGAGAGGGUUCUUGAUACCCCAAUCACAGAGGCUGGGUUUGCUGGUAUUGGUGUCGGCGCUGCUUACCAUGGUCUGAAGCCUGUUGUGGAGUUUAUGACAUUUAAUUUCUCCAUGCAGGCCAUUGAUCAUAUCAUUAAUUCUGCGGCAAAAACGAAUUAUAUGUCAGCUGGCCAAAUUUCUGUGCCAAUUGUCUUUAGAGGGCCUAAUGGUGCAGCUGCUGGAGUUGGUGCCCAGCACUCCCAGUGUUAUGCAGCAUGGUAUGGCUCCUGUCCUGGCCUGAAAGUUUUAGCCCCAUAUUCAUCUGAAGAUGCACGUGGGCUUUUAAAAGCUGCUAUAAGGGAUCCAGAUCCUGUGGUGUUUCUUGAAAAUGAGUUAUUAUAUGGUGACUCAUUCCCUGUUUCAGCAGAGGUCCUUGAUUCCAGUUUCACCGCUCCCAUUGGAAAAGCUAAGAUUGAGAGAGAAGGGAAGGAUGUGACUAUUACUGCUUUUUCGAAGAUGGUGGGCUAUGCACUUAAGGCAGCUGAAAUACUUUCCAAAGAAGGAAUUAGUGCUGAGGUUAUUAACCUGCGCUCUAUUCGGCCACUAGACAGAGCCACAAUUAAUGCUUCAGUUAGGAAGACCAAUAGAUUAGUAACGGUUGAAGAAGGGUUUCCUCAGCAUGGGGUUGGAGCUGAGAUCUGCACAUCUGUUGUCGAGGAAAGUUUUGGCUAUCUUGACGCGCCAGUGGAGAGGAUAGCAGGGGCCGACGUUCCCAUGCCUUAUGCAGCCAAUCUUGAAAGGAUGGCUGUUCCCCAGGUUGAGGACAUCGUUCGAGCAGCAAAAAGAGCAUGCUACAGAGCCGUACCAUUGGCUGCAACUGGUUAAGUUAAUUUUGCCCUUCCAAUCUGGAAAAAUUUUCCAUCUUAGGGUAAGAUUUAAUGACUUAUCUGUCAUUUUCUGUUCCUGUUCUCUCAAUCAAGGAGAAAUUUCACUCUUCCCUUGUAAAAUAAAACCUUUUGAUGUUUAAACUUCACCCGCUUUCUUUUAGCCAAGACAAUUGCAACCAUUAUUCUUUUAAUGGGCAAGUCCAAUCCAAGUACAUGAUACUUUUGUGAAAAGAAAUAUCCAUUUCUUCCCAAAAUCAUCACGGACGUAGGAUAAAUUGGUGGUCCGUUGAAUGAUUUGGCUUUUAGUUAAUAUAUUUUGUUGACACUUGUAAAAUAAUAAUUGGCUUAGCAGAUGCAGGACACUGUACAUUGUUUCUGUGAUGGCGUCUGGUCUGGGGACAUAACCAAGUUGUUAAAAUUUUAACUUGGGAGAAUAUUUGUCAAAGAAGGGAAUUUCAAUUUUGUCAACUC